AAUACAAAAAUAUAAAUUCAAUUGGGCCAACUCAAUCUACCAUAAUAAAGAUUCCUGUCAAACAUUAAAGAAUCUACAUAUUUUCACAUUUCCAACACCUUAUCCUCUGCAAAAAAAAAUUAAAAAAAUUCUUGAAUUAAUUCACACCCCCAAAAUAUCUUUCAAAAACUGUAUAAAUUGAGAGGGAGAACCCCAGAAUUUGUGGGCAUCAUCUUUCUUCAUCCCCCUAAUAAAGUGGAACAUUGCUUUUGAUUGAAGGGGGUUGAAGAUGGCACCUUUAUUUCUGGGUUUAUCUCUUCUAUUUCUGCUUGCACCUUCGGUUUUAGUAGCAGAAUCAGUUCCUGAGCUGAAGUUGAACUCCAACCUUCUCCAGGACUCAAUAGUUAAUUCGAUAAAUGCAAAUCCAAAGGCUGGAUGGAAGGCUGGCAUGAACCAGCAAUUAUCCGACUAUACACUUGGUCAAUUCAAGUACAUCUUAGGUGCUAGACCUACCCCAGAAAGUGAGAAGAGGAGCAUCCCUCUCGUGCAUCAUGACAGGUCGUUGAACUUGCCAAAGGAGUUCGAUGCCAGAAAAGCCUGGCCUCAGUGUACCUCUAUUGGCAGAAUUCUUGACCAGGGUCAUUGUGGUUCUUGUUGGGCAUUUGCUGCUGUUGAAGCCCUUUCAGACCGUUUCUGCAUCAAUUAUAGCAUGAACAUCACGUUGUCAGUUAAUGAUCUCUUGGCAUGCUGUGGAUUCUUGUGUGGAGCUGGAUGUGAUGGCGGGACGCCCAUCUAUGCUUGGCGCUAUUUCGUUCACCAUGGUGUUGUCACGGAAGAAUGUGAUCCAUACUUCGACACCACUGGUUGCUCCCACCCAGGUUGUGAGCCUGGUUACCCUACUCCAAAGUGUGUAAGGAAAUGUGUGAGCGGAAACCAACUUUGGAGACAAUCAAAGCAUUAUGGUUCAAAUGCCUACAGAGUCAAAUCGGACCAAUAUCAGAUCAUGGCUGAACUCUACAAGAACGGACCUGUUGAGGUGGCUUUCGAUGUUUAUGAGGAUUUUGCUCAUUACAAGUCGGGGGUUUACAAACAUGUAACUGGGCAAUACCUUGGAGGACACGCUGUGAAGCUGAUUGGAUGGGGAACUUCAGCUGACGGAGAGGAUUAUUGGCUUUUAGCGAAUCAGUGGAACAGAAGCUGGGGUGAUGACGGAUACUUCAUGAUCAGCCGGGGAACCAACGAAUGUGGCAUUGAAGAAGAUGUGGUGGCUGGCUUGCCUUCACCCAAGAACAUGUUCAAGGUGGUAACUGAAUCAGAUGAUGCUGGUUCUGCCUCCAUAUAAACCAUAUGAUUAUUUCUCACUGAUUGGCUUCAAUAACGUUUCAAAAUCUGCAUUGUUGCUGGAAAUGUACACUAUUUGUCAUAUUUGAUAUCCAGUGCUCAUUUACUGUUAUCAAUAUUGUAUUUUGUGAUUCAGAACAUCAAUGAAGAUUGUAAUAUUCCCGUUAUACAGGAUUACAGGGACCAUGAAUUCUCAGAAUCAGUCUCUGGUAGUAGUUUAUUACAUGUAAAUAUGCCUUUGAAAGAGAAAACUCUGUAAUUAGUUGUCUAA
Molecule: messenger RNA, 1591 nt
Organism: Spinacia oleracea (spinach)
Lineage: Eukaryota; Viridiplantae; Streptophyta; Magnoliopsida; Caryophyllales; Amaranthaceae
Product: cathepsin B-like protease 2
Exons: 11
Coding region: 269-1321 (350 amino acids)
Biological process (GO): regulation of catalytic activity; proteolysis
Molecular function (GO): cysteine-type endopeptidase activity
Source: RefSeq, a predicted model, not a curated record